This is a messenger RNA of Engraulis encrasicolus (European anchovy), 1040 nucleotides long. It is a transcript of the gene tssk6, whose product is annotated as testis-specific serine kinase 6. The record is from RefSeq and is a predicted model, not a curated record. Lineage: Eukaryota; Metazoa; Chordata; Actinopteri; Clupeiformes; Engraulidae. The transcript has a single exon. Gene Ontology annotation, molecular function: protein serine/threonine kinase activity; ATP binding. The coding region runs from base 176 to 985 and encodes 269 amino acids. Gene Ontology annotation, biological process: intracellular signal transduction; protein phosphorylation. Gene Ontology annotation, cellular component: cytoplasm.
UCAUCAUCACCAUCCCCGGGGGUCCGAGGUAAAGGUCCCUACCUCAAACAGAGAGGACCAGACCGCUGAAGGUAAGGGAGCGGGUGUGUCAUCCAACCCGCCCCUGGGAUAGCCGUGAUGGACUGGACGGCCUAAAUUAACUUGACCUUGAACGUUAACAUUGAAAAAUAUCAAAAUGUACACGGAAAAGGUUUUGAGGGGGAUGGGCUAUAAGAUGGAGGCCCUAAUUGGCGAGGGAAGUUACUCCAAAGUCAAACUUGCCCAUUCCGAAAAGCACAACUCCCAGGUGGCCAUAAAAGUUGUGGACCGCAAGAAGGCCCCGCACGAUUUCGUCCACAAGUUUCUCCCAAGAGAGCUGGCUCUGCUGCGGACUGUGAGACAUGACAACAUCGUUCGAGUAUUCGAAUUCAUCGAAGUUUGCAACGGACGCUUAUACAUAGUCAUGGAGGCAGCACAGACCGACCUUCUCCAGAGAGUGCAGGAUACCAACGGCGUGCCAGAUGACCUUGCCAAGUCCAUGUUCUCUCAGAUUGUCAGCGCUGUGAGCUAUUUGCAUAACAACGGGAUCGUGCACCGGGACCUCAAAUGCGAGAACAUCCUUCUGACAGCGGACAACCAGGUCAGGUUGACUGAUUUCGGCUUCGGGAGAUUUGCAGCAGGCCACCCUGACAUGAGCCACACCUAUUGCGGCUCUGCGGCCUACGCGCCUCCGGAGGUUCUCCUAGGUGUGCCCUAUGACCCCAAAAAAUAUGAUGUCUGGAGUUUGGGAGUGAUCCUGUACGUGAUGGUGACUGGAUGCAUGCCUUUCGACGACUCCAACGUCACUGCGUUACCCAUGCUCCAGCGCAAGGAGCUGGUGUACCCAGAUGAUGCGACGGUGUCGGGCUCCAUCCGCGCCUUCAUCUCGCAACUUUUGCAGUUCAGCCCGCCAGCGCGCCCGACCAUCAAAGAGGUUGCCGAGCAGUCUUGGCUUAAACAGCCAUGAGGCAAAGGCGCGAAGAAAAACAGUGGGUAAAUAAAAAAAAGAUCUGCGAAACCGC